Molecule: messenger RNA, 1170 nt
Organism: Westerdykella ornata
Lineage: Eukaryota; Fungi; Ascomycota; Dothideomycetes; Pleosporales; Sporormiaceae
Exons: 1
Coding region: 1-1170 (389 amino acids)
Cellular component (GO): cytosol
Molecular function (GO): NAD binding; glyoxylate reductase (NADPH) activity; hydroxypyruvate reductase [NAD(P)H] activity
Source: RefSeq, a predicted model, not a curated record
AUGUCCGCAGCUACACCCACCCCCGAAGACGCAGGUCUCCCUCCACCUCCCACCGCCCCUCCGCCCUCAAAUCCCCCAAUCUCCCACCAAACCUCCCCCACACCCACCACCACCACCACCACCACCACCACCUCCAAACCCACAAUCCUCCACCUCGGCGACGACAUCCGCUGGAACCACGACCUCUACGCCCAACUCAGCCAACACUUCCACAUCGCGCGUUCCUACUCGAUGCCCCGCGAGGAAUUCAAGACUGCCCUCCGAGAAAACCGCUGGGGCUCCUUCGUCGCCAUAUACCGCCCCUUCUGGUCCACGGGCGGCGAAAUGGGGCCCUGGGACCGCGACCUCAUCUCCCUGCUCCCAUCCAGCUGCAAAAUCUACGCCAGCGCCGGCGCAGGCUUCGACUGGGUCGACACCAAAGCCCUAGCCGAAAGAGGCAUCAUCUACUGCAACUCGGCGCCCGCGUGCACCGAAUCCGUCGCCUCGACCGCGCUGAUGAUGCUCCUCUCGACGUUCCACAUGGCGAUGCCGUCGCUGCUGGCCGCGCGCUCGCUGUCGGCCGAGCAGUUCCGCCACGCGAACCAGACGCUCGCGGCGCGCAUCCGGAAUCCCAACGGGCGCGUCUUGGGCAUCAUCGGCCUGGGCAGGAUCGGGUUCCGCAUCGCGCAGAAGGCGAGGCUGGCGUGCGAGAUGCGCAUCUGGUACCACGACGUGGUGCGCCAGCCCGCGGAGCGCGAGGAGGAAAUCGGUGCGACGUGGUGCGAGUCGUUGGACGAGUUGUUGCCGGGUGCUGAUUGCGUGGUGCUUGCUACGCCGUUUGAGGGCCGGGUGCUGCUCUCAAGGCGCGAGUUCGCAAUGUUUAAGCCGGGGGCGAGGUUGGUAAAUAUUGCGAGGGGGAAACUGGUCGAUGAGGAUGCGCUGGUCGAGGCGUUGGAUGAGGGGAGGAUAUCGGCUGCGGCGCUGGAUGUGCAUGCCAAUGAGCCGUAUGUGGAUGAGAGGUUGGUGAUGAGGGAGAAUGUGUUGGCGACGUGUCAUACGGCGGGGGCGAGUGUGGAGAGCCAUGUUGGGUUUGAGAGGUUGGGGAUGGAGAAUCUGAUGGGGUAUUUUUUCGGAGAUGGGCCGGUUACGCCGGUGAAUCUGCAGUGGUUGAAGAGGAGCGAGGAGGAGUAG